AUUUGCUAAUAGUUAUGUUAUAACGGCAACGCUGUACAAAACGUGGAGUGUUAUUCGCGCUUUAUUUUCGGGAUUGAUCAUUCUUGAAUAUAAGUUUAAGUGAUCUGUAUAUAACAUAGGUAGAAUUCUCGAUAUCUUCAUUGAUUUCUACGCAAUAACUCGGCUGAAGUUUGAAACGCUAUAAAAUGUAUAAUGGUAUCGGCCUACAAACACCUCGUGGAUCUGGAACCAAUGGACAUGUUCAAAGAAACUGGGCUAUUGUACGCAAAACGAAGGACAAAGUUAAUUACAAAACUGAUGAAGGAAAGAUAGAGCAAAUAAAUAAACAACCUAAUAAAGAGAUUCUCGAUCAUGUCAGAAAAAGAAAAGUUGAAGUUAGAUGCGCAGAAUUUGCAGACCUUUUGGAGGAACAAGGAUUCACGAAUGAAGAAGUAACAAAGAGAGUUGAAUCUUACCGUUUGAUGUUAAUGGGAACAGAGAUGAAGACAAAUACGCCACGUGACGAAUUUGGCCGUAUAAACGUUCGAGAAACGCAUCAGAUAGCUGAGGCACAACAAGAAAAAAACGCUAAAUUACGGGAAGCCUUUGGAAUAUCAGAAUACUUCGUGGAAGGAAGUAGCCUAGAUCCAGAAAGACGAGCACGAGAAGCCGAAGCAAGAGCCGCGGCGAACAAGGUUUACGAAUUAGUUCGUACUCCUAGCCCUGCUCCGGAUACUACCUCUGCUCCAGAAAAGAAGAAUAAAAGAAAAGGUUCUGGUAGCACAUCCAAGAAGAAAAAAGGAAAGAAGCAUAAAAAAGAAAGGUCAGAAUCUCCAAGAACGUCUAAGAAGAAAGAAAAAUCUAAGAAAAAGAAAAAAGAGAAAAAACACAAAAAGGUAGAGGCCAGUUCUUCUGACAGUGAUUCCAGCGAUGAUACCGAAGAAAGCUGUUCGUCCGAAGCUGAAUCAAAAAAGAAGAAAAAGAAGAAAAAGAAGAAAAAUAAAGCUGAAGGAAAAGAAAAAUCCGAGAAGAAAAAAGCAGCGCUAAAGAGGAAACAUCAGUCAACGGAUAGCUCUACAGACAAUUCGCCAGAGAGGCCAAAGAAAAGUGCAAAACAUGAUAAAGUCGUUAUAGAGAAGAAUGCCGCAAUCGAUGAAAGUGAAAAUAUUACGAAAGAAUAUAAAGCAAAUAGGUCUCCAAAAAAACCUGUGGAAAGAUCGUCUCGCAAUGAAACACCGCCAAUAAAGAAAAGGGAAUCAUCUGCAAAGAAAACUAUUAAUGCGGAUAAAAAAGACAAGUCACCACCAAUAAUACAUAAAACUCCACCACCUAGACGUCAUAGAUCUCCGUCUAGAGGAAGAACGGAUAGAGGAAGAUCUCCGAGAAGAUAUUCGAGAUCACGACGCGUUACGUCAUCACCAAGAAGAAGGAGAAUUUCAAGAUCACCACGACGUCACAGUAACAGAUUUUCUAUAUCAAGAAGUAGAAGUCGUUCAAGAUAUGAUCGUUAUGGAUCAAGACGUAGACUAUCUCCAAUACAUAGACGUAGGAGAUCAGAUUCUCGUAAAAGAUCUAGAUCUCCAAGAAGACCAAAGGAAAGAAGAGAUAAAUCACAGGAACGUCGUAGAAGCCGUACUAGAUCAAAAAGUAGAUCUAGACGAUCGUCUUUGAGUUAUUCACCGGUGCAUAGACAUCCAGAACGUUAUAAGGAUAUAUUAGAAGAUAAGAAAAAGCGUGAACAACAAAAGAGAGACCGUGAUAAUAGACCAAAAUCUCGAUCAAUAUCAAAAAGUAGAAAAAUACAGCAAAUGAUUACUCCUCGAGUAAGUUUGAGAUCUUCUAGCGAAGAUGAAGGUGAUAUAGUGGACGAUGAACCUAAACAAGAGGAUGAAGAAAAGAUUAAAGAAUUAAACACAUUGAAACGCUUACAAUGUGGAUUAGCUGCUAAGGCUAGAGAAACAUUAGGGAAAAAAGUGAUAAGUCCUGUUAAAGUUAAAUUGGAAAAGAAAGAAGAAUCCAUUUUCGACAUAGCAUUGCCCGUGGAACCACCAAAACAAAUUGAAGAUCCAACUAAUUCUUCUUCUUCUUCUUCUUCUUCCAAAGAAAAAUUAAUCUCACCUGUACACCUGCUUCCUGUCGUACAAUCACCGGUUUCGAGUCGAUCACCUUCACCAGCAUUACCAUUGACUCGUGAAGAAGCUGCAAUUAAAAUUAGAUCACCAAGUGAAUCACCACCGCCCUUAGUGCAAACACCAUUGGAUAAAACUACUCCUAAGUCACCAAUUAUUUCAACAACAAUUGCAACAAUAUCAAUAACACCAACGACGACAACAAUAAAACAAUUUUCUUCAGGCUCUAGUAAUACCAAGAAAAGUUCUCCAAUAAUUCUCCAAAGACCUUCUCCAAAAAGUAAUUCUUUGACGCACUCGCCAUCUACCAUGAUUUCUCACAAAGAUAUUAUGAUAAAGUUAAGAUCUCCAAGCGAAUCACCACCAUCCUUACCAAGCGACACCAUUCACAAAUCCGAUACAAGAUCUAGAUCUCCAAGUUCAUCAAAGAGAAAUUCUCCAAUAGCUAGAAAACAUUCUUUGAGAGAUAAAUCAUAUUCCAGAUCUCGAUCGAGGUCAUAUACAAGGUCGUUAUCUUUGGAGAAGAGGUCUUCCACAUCACCAAGACACCAUUCAAGAUCUUUAUCAAGAAAUAGAUCGCAUUCGCGUGCUCGUAGUAAAAAAUCAAUAUCACCAAAGCACAGACCAUCGAGAUCCGUUUCUAGAUCAAAGAAAUCACCUAAUUCUCUUCAAGCACAUUCAAAAAGAAUUUCAAGAUCAAGAUCUUCCUCUAGAUCAAAACACUCUCCAUCUAGAUCCCCUUCUAGAUCUAAAAAAUCACCUUCUCAGUCACCUGAAAAGUCAAGAUCUAGAAGUAGAAGCAUAUCAUUGUCAAAAAGAUCCAGAAGCUGUUCUUUAUCCAAAAAAUCAAGAAGUAGAUCAUUAUCUAAAGGAUCCAGAAGUUGUUCGAUAACAAAAAAAUCAAGGAGUCGUUCAUUGUCGAAAAAAUCAAGGAGUCGAUCCGCAUCUAAGAAAUGCAGAAGUCGUUCGUUAUCGAAAAAAUCAAGAAGCCGAUCUAGAUCAGCAUCUAGAAUGUCAAGAGAGAAAAAAAAACGAAGUAGAAGUAGAAGUACAUCGCGUUCUUCUGUCAGUUCGACAAGGCAUAGUCGUCGAAGUUUCUCAAGUUCUACACGAUCAAGCAGCAGUGCAUCAAGCAGAUCUUCGCGCUCAACUUCCAGCAGUUCAGGUUCUAGUAGAUCCCGUUCACCGUCUAUACCACGUCGUCACGGUUCACCUAGUUUUCUUGAUAGACGUCGGAUUACAAGUGCCAGGAAACGACCGAUUCCAUAUCAUCGACCAACUCCAACGCCGCCUUCAUCACCAAGUAGUUCAGAGAGCAGUAGACGCAGUAAAUGGUCGAGUCCAAGUCGUCGAUCAAGCUGCUCUCCGAAGAGUCGAAGUCCAUCUUACACGCGUUGAAACGUAUUAAUCGAAUUGUCCUUAAAAAGAACACAUAAUAUUCCUUUCCUAUUGUAUCAAAUUUGGAAUAAGCUCAUUUGUUUGAUUAUAUAAUAGCACACACACAUACACACACACACCACAACAACAAAGAGAUUGUCCAUAAUUUGUUAUAUAUUAUUCUAUUCCAAAUUUGAUAGACAUAGUUUGAAAUCUUUUUAAAUUCAUUAUGAAACACACAAAUUUGCUCUCUCCCUUUAAUCUCUUUCUAACUUGGUAAUACUCAAUAAUGGUUGCUCUCAUCUCAUAAUAUUAUUGAUUGAAAUAUAUUAGUAUUUUACCCCUUCCGGAUAAUUGAUCCUUUUUUUUUUUCAAAAAUAAAAAGUAAUACUAAGAUUAUUAUAGAUCAUAUUUGUAGUCGAUACGAUGCAUGCAGUUUGGCAGAACAAUACUAUAAACCACUUUGUAUAGUAAAGUAAAGCUAAGUUAAUAUAAUAUAUUUAUUUUAUUAUAAUUUAUUCGC
Molecule: messenger RNA, 4008 nt
Organism: Polistes dominula (European paper wasp)
Lineage: Eukaryota; Metazoa; Arthropoda; Insecta; Hymenoptera; Vespidae
Product: Serine-arginine repetitive matrix 2/3/4
Cellular component (GO): nucleus
Source: RefSeq, a predicted model, not a curated record